CCAAGGUUCAAAUCAUCAAGAUCGAUCACAACUCCUUCAUCAUGGCCCAGAAGAAGGCACUUUGGAGCUCGCUAGCGACGCUCAACAAGCUCACAUCUAGCGCCAAGUCGACGUUGUACACGCUCGAGACGUCCAAGGGACCCCUCGAAGGUUUUGCUGUACACGGCGAGACGCCACGAGCUCCGUUUCCACCGUUCACGGCCGAGACCGCGUUGCAAAAAGUCAAGGCCGCCGAGGAUGCAUGGAACUCCCGAGACGCCGAGCGCGUGUCUCUUGCAUACACCCCCGACACGGUGUGGCGCAACCGCGAUCAGAUCUUUGUCGGUCGCGCCGCCGUCGUCGACUUCCUUCGGUCCAAAUGGGCACUCGAGACCAACUACACGCUCGUGAAGAACCUGUGGUGCCAUGACCACAACCGCAUUGCCGUGCGGUUCACGUACGAGUACCAGCGCGUGUCGGAUGGCCAGUGGUUCCGCUGCCACGGCAACGAGCUGUGGCAGUUUGAUGACCAAGGGUUCAUGCAGCACCGCGAUAUGAGUGGCAACGACGUCCCCAUUGCCGCCUCCGAUCGCAUCUAUGUCAACUAACACGGUUGGCCUCGCUGAUUGUACCCUGCGAUACAGUUAAUGCACAGUACACGGAUUGCAGGAACCCAAGCCAACAAAGUACGCUACAAUGUGACUUUUGCAAUCACCUUGCAUUCCAUAUUCUCGUUGAAACUAGUAACCUUAGUAGUAGUACUAGUAUCUCUAACGAGCAGCCAAAGUGC
Messenger RNA from Aphanomyces astaci, 769 nucleotides. RefSeq lists its product as hypothetical. The record is from RefSeq and is a predicted model, not a curated record. Lineage: Eukaryota; Oomycota; Saprolegniomycetes; Saprolegniales; Verrucalvaceae. Bases 42 to 587 code for a protein of 181 amino acids. The transcript has a single exon.